Molecule: messenger RNA, 1549 nt
Organism: Saprolegnia diclina VS20
Lineage: Eukaryota; Oomycota; Saprolegniomycetes; Saprolegniales; Saprolegniaceae
Exons: 1
Coding region: 5-1390 (461 amino acids)
Source: RefSeq, a predicted model, not a curated record
CUCGAUGCCAAAGGGCGCAGCGUGGGCCCUCCGCGUGCGCGCGCUCGCAAUCUACAAGGAGCUGCAUGGCCACGUGCUGGUGCCGUACCGCUACAGCGUGCCCAUAGACGACAAGCGCUGGCCUCGCGAGACGUGGACCCUCCCGCUGGGCAACAUUGUGCACAAGCUCCGCCAAUCGCACCCGUCACUGCCGCCCGACCGACGCGACGCGCUAGUUGCGCUCGGGUUUGCGUUCUCGGGGCUCAAGACGACGAUCGCAUGGUCCGAUAAAGUGCUUGCGCUCUCGACCUACAAGCGCUUGAACGGCCAUCUGCGCGUGCCGACGGCGUUUGUCGUUCCGGACAACGACACCAGCUGGCCGCGGUCGCUCUGGCGCCUCAAGCUCGGCGGUAUCGUUCAAAAGCUGCGCAAAGCAGCCCACACGCUCGACCACGCCAGGCGCCUCGACCUCGUUGCGCUCGGAUUCGUCUGGAGCUUGAAGCGCAAGCGUGCGCCACCGCCGACAGCCUCGCCACCAGAGGCGUCGAAGCCGGCCCCGCUGUUGCCGCCGCCGAUCGUAGAGAGCUACCUGCCGCUGCCAGCGUACGAGAGCCCAUUGGUACCACUGCAGCGAAAGCGCGCGUCAGCGACGCACUCGAGUAUCUCGCUCCAAAGCCAGCGCCUCCUCGUCCAGCUCGCGUCCUUGCACAUAGGGCGUGCCAUGCCGAGCAAGUUUUGCGUGCCGGCAACUGCGCCGUGGCCAUCGGACGCCCACGGCCGUACCAUUGACGUCGACGUCAUGCGCCAAGCGUACAAGCGAGGCAUGCUCGACCCAAGUGUUGUCGCAGCGCUCAACCGCGUUCGCUUUGUCUGGAGCGUGCGGCAACACCACAUGGAGACGCACUUGGUCGCGCUGGGAACCUUCCAUCGCCUCUUUGGCCAUACCGAGGUACCGUACCGGUUUGUUGUCCCCGCACCAAACGAGCCAGAUGCAAGUCUGUGGCCGCCGAGCGUGCAUGGCCUCCAUCUCGGAAACGCGGUGCACAAGUGGCGCCAGCGCCAAAGUCGACUGACGCCGCCGCAGCGCGCGCAGCUUGACGCUCUCGGCUUUGUGUACGACGCGACGCGCAGCCCGUACAUCGAGUGGUCGGACAAGGUGCUCGCUUUGCAAACCUACAAAGCACUCGCAGGCCAUGUCCGCGUCCCGAAAUCGUUUGUCGUGCCCGACAACGACCUCAAUUGGCCGCCACAGCUGUGGCGCAUGAAGCUGGGCGGCGUCGUCGACAAGCUACGGCGUGGCCUCGAAAAAUUGACCAACGACCAGCGCACGGUCCUAGCGAGCCUGGGCUUCGUCGGCAAGCACGGACGCACGCUGGCGUCCGAGGAGGCCACCCGCGUUGUGCCCAUCUAGGCGCCGCUCGAAGAUCGCAAUCGCAGCACAUGCAUUUUGAUCGCUGAGCUUCCACAAGGCAAUAAAAUAUGGCAAAUAUUUAAAAGAAUAACCGCGUGAGAGCAUACAAACGCAAGACAUAUAGUAAUUCACAGGCAUUAAAUCCCACUUGUUUUUUGC